GCUACGCCAAAGCAGCUACAAACUUCAAAGCUCUCUUCUUCUCUCUUUUUUCUUUUUUCGUUUUUAACAGAUUCAAAUACAGUAUCCACACCUAACUAACAACACACCAUGGUCUUUCGUGAGGACAAAUCCACCCUCAAAUUCCUCUGCAGUUACGGCGGCAAAAUCCUCCCCCGCCACCCCGACGGCAAGCUCCGCUACCUCGGCGGCCACACCCGUGUCCUCGCCCUCCCUCGCUCCACUCCCUUUUCCGAGGUACUGGUGAAGUUGGAAGAGCUAUGCGGCUCACACGUGACCCACUUUCGUUGCCAAUUACCCUCCGAAGACCUCGACGCUUUGGUGUCCAUCACCUCCGACGAGGAUCUCGCAAACCUCAUCGAGGAAUACGACAAUGUUUCGUCUUUAAAGAUCAGAGCGUUCCUCUUCUCUUCACCUGCUCGGUCAAAAUCUUUGUCGUCGUCAUCAUCUUCUUCCUCUUCAUCGUCGUCUUCCUCCUCCACGUUGUCGUUUAGUUACCCUACUUGUACGGCGGUACCGCCGGCGGUGAUUAGUCAGGUGUCACCGACGACAGCUACGAAGAAGUGUGCUGGGACCGGGACAAAUGUUCCUCUUCCCUGUUGUGGUUACCGUGUUAAGGGGAAACGUGGUGUCGUUUACCUCAUCCGCAACGGCAACCAUUGGCACUAGCGCUGUUGUCGUUUAUUUUGCUGGAUGAUUCAACAACUAAGAACCCGUUUUUAUUUAAGAAAAAAAUA
This is a messenger RNA of Gastrolobium bilobum, 755 nucleotides long. RefSeq names its product protein PAL OF QUIRKY. Lineage: Eukaryota; Viridiplantae; Streptophyta; Magnoliopsida; Fabales; Fabaceae. The record is from RefSeq and is a predicted model, not a curated record. Gene Ontology annotation, molecular function: protein binding. The coding region runs from base 109 to 687 and encodes 192 amino acids. The transcript has 2 exons.